This is a messenger RNA of Penaeus indicus, 819 nucleotides long. RefSeq names its product indolethylamine N-methyltransferase-like. Bases 1 to 819 code for a protein of 272 amino acids. Gene Ontology annotation, cellular component: cytosol. The record is from RefSeq and is a predicted model, not a curated record. Gene Ontology annotation, molecular function: N-methyltransferase activity. NCBI's taxonomy places the organism in Eukaryota, Metazoa, Arthropoda, Malacostraca, Decapoda, Penaeidae. The transcript has 6 exons.
AUGAAAGCAGAGAGCAUUUUCUCAGAGCACGUGGAGGAGGUCAAACAUCAGUACCUGGAAACGUUUGACCCGAGACAGUACCAUCGGACUUUUUAUUCCUCCGUGGACGAAGAGGUCAAGUUCUUCCUCCGACGCUACCACGAGGUCUUCGCUAACGACCCAUUGCUCUCCGCUCGAUGCCGAAGCCGUCGCCGAGUGCUUGAAUUCGGAUGCGGGCCUGUUCCCGUGUAUGCUGCCUCUGCUGCCUUCUUCUCCGAAUCCAUCACCAUGGCCGAGAUCAUACCCGCCAGCAGAUCGGAAAUUGAGUCUUGGAUGGACUGCAGACCCGAAGCACUGGACUGGUCGCCGUUCUUUAGUUACCUCGCAAGUCUGGGAGACGGCAGAAAAGAAGAGGAUAUAUCCGAGCGCCUGCGAGAGGCCUUCCAAGUGGUCCUUCCCUGCGACGGAACCUUAGAGGAGCCACUCUUCCCGAUCCGCCAGAGGUAUGACGUGAUCAUGACGACCCUUUGCCUGGAGUUCGCGACCACGACCAAGGACGACCACCGAACUAUGCUCGGUCGCGUCGUCAAUCUGCUGAGGCCCGGCGGUGUGCUGCUGAUGGCGGGCGCCCUUGGCAACACCUCCUACUCCGUGGGGUCGACGCGCUAUCCUUCCGUCAGUCUACAGAAAGAGGACCUUGAGGAGGCAGUCGUUGCGGCGGGCUUGCGCGUGGCCUCCAUGACGACCCUCGAGCGACUGACAUCCUCGAAGGAGAAGCCGGCGGACCAUCGAGGCGUGUUCUUCGUCGCGGCGGAGAAGCAGGAAGAACCGGGCGUGUAG